This is a messenger RNA of Pollicipes pollicipes, 2142 nucleotides long. It is a transcript of the gene crm, whose product is annotated as cramped chromatin regulator. NCBI's taxonomy places the organism in Eukaryota, Metazoa, Arthropoda, Thecostraca, Pollicipedomorpha, Pollicipedidae. Gene Ontology annotation, molecular function: chromatin binding. The record is from RefSeq and is a predicted model, not a curated record. Gene Ontology annotation, biological process: pattern specification process. Gene Ontology annotation, cellular component: nucleus.
UGGUGCAUGUAAUCCGUGGUUUGUUUUGCCGCAUGUGCGGACCUUGGCGGGCCGCGUUUACCCGUGAUGAGCUUGGUUCGUUGCACAAAUUUCGAAGCAGGCUGCAAAUUUCCGUUCGCAUUGUUGAAGAUCGGGGCUAUCCAUUUUCCGGGCGUGGCAGUGGCCUGAUGGAGCCAGUCACGCCCGAGCCAGCCACACCGCCGCUCGAGACCACGCCCGGCCGCCGCAUUCCGGCGCGCAACACGCCCACGCUGCGCAGCGCCACGCGCGAGCAGCUGGCCGAGGCGCGCGACGAGCCGGAGCCCGAGCCCGAGCCGGAGGCAGAGCGAGAGCCGCGGCCGGCGGCCGUUCGACCCGCCAGACAGCCCGUUGGCUGCCGGAAACGCGGCCGAGAUGCAAUCGAGGAUGACAAAAAGUCUGAUGCUCCACCAGAGAAGAUUAAAAGAACAUGGGAGAAGUGGUCAACAUUUGAUAAAACUAUUUUUUUUGAAGCAUUAAAUGAGUUUGGCAAGAACUUUGAGGCUUUACAAACAUACAUUGCAAAGAAAAAGAGCAAAAACAGGCCAGACCAAGUCAGAAAUCGUGACCAGAUCCGCUUCUUUUACUACCGGACAUUGAACAAGAUAUCAAAAUAUGUCCAAUUCCCAACCAACGUGAAGCGCUACAUCCAGGAGAUCUACCUGCUGGUCAACUACGGCGAGCUGCGAAAGCGGAUCACCAAGCUGAACGAGCGGAGCGGCCAGCGCCUCAACGAGCUGGUGUACCGCGGCAGCACGGCCGUCCGGUUGCGCGGCAAGACGUACCGCAUCCGCACGCCUGUCUGCCGCGCCCUCAAAAAGAUCAACAGGAUCCAGGACCCGGUGGAGGAGCCGUUCGUGCGGCUGCCGGCGCGGACGCAGGUGGAGCUGACGCCGGCGGACAACGAGUCCUGGUACCGGGUGCAGGCGCUGUCGCACAACCCGCGCCUGCGCGCCACGCUGCCUCUGCAGCACCGGCUGCGCUCGCUGCUGUUGGCGCUGGAGAAGCGCUGGCGCUCCGACGCAGACCGAGCCCUGAGAUCGGCGUCUCCGGACGACCCCCCGCCACCGCCGGCGCGCCGCCUGGUGCUGCGUGCCACGGCCGACUACAAGCUGUCGGCGCAGGUGAUCCGGCCCGCGCCGCCGGCGCCUCUGCUUAACCUCUGCUUCGAGCGCUACCAGGAGCGGAUGACACUGUUGGAGGAGCUGCAGCAGCAGCGCCUAGAGAAGUCGCAGCAGCAGCGCCAGGAGAAGCCGCAGCAGCGGUGUCCGGAGGACGAGCAGGAGCGGGAGCGGCUGCGGCGCCAGCUGGAGGAGGCGGCGCGCCGCCGUGACGAGGAGGAGCUGCGUGAGGAGCAGGAGCGCAGCAGGCUGGAGCAGGAGCGGCGCCAGACCGAGCGGAUUCAGCGCAGCGAACUGGACACCGGCUGGACGGCCGAGACUGCUGGCACGCGCACUAUCGGCGAGCUCUAUAUGAUGGUUAACCGGCCGGAGAGGAUAAGGCUGCAGUACUUCUGGCUGCCAGAGAACGUGAGCGGCCACGAGCUGUCCACCACCGCGGGCGGCUCGAAGCCGUCCGUGAAGCCGGUCGAGGGCGACGUGCCAGACACUGAGUCGGCCGACCAUAAGUGGGCGGAGCAGCUGGCCGACGCCCGCUCGCUGGUCGCUCCCGGUGACACGAGCGCCGAGGGCCGCAGGGUCAAGAUGCUCACCUCGAUGCUCUCCCAACUGCUGAACUUGGCGCGCCUCUCCAAAGUCAAGACGGAGCGAAGCCGCGUGGGGCCGCUGGUGACGUGCGGCACACAGACGCCGCCUAGUUUGGCGCCGCGGCCGGCCGGCACGCGCGAGCAGCUCUACUACCUGUCGGCGGGCGUGCGGCCGCCGGAUCCGCGACGGCCUGUGCGCAUCGCGCCCGCCUACAAGUCGAUGCCGCCGCCGGCCAACGACGCCGCCGGCGUCAUGCGGCCUCCGCUGGAGACAGCGCUGCGCGACCUGCCUAGGUACAACAACCGGCGCGGCCGGGUGGGGCGCAAGAGCCAGGUGGUGGUGCAGCGCAUGCUGCCGCUAAUGCCGCGCACCCAGCCCAACCAGAUCUCGAUGGUCAACCUGCGACUGGUGGCCGGCG